Oncorhynchus kisutch (coho salmon) is the source of this 6996-nucleotide messenger RNA. Its product is annotated as prominin-1-A. Lineage: Eukaryota; Metazoa; Chordata; Actinopteri; Salmoniformes; Salmonidae. The transcript is spliced from 26 exons. The record is from RefSeq and is a predicted model, not a curated record. Gene Ontology annotation, molecular function: cholesterol binding. The coding region runs from base 491 to 3049 and encodes 852 amino acids. Gene Ontology annotation, cellular component: cell surface; prominosome; microvillus.
CAGUCAGUAGACCGAAUGCGCGCGCUUACACGCUAUAUGUGCUAUAUGGCAUCCUUGGGACGUCCCUUAACUGAUUGAAGUUGACAUUUAAAAUGGUUAAGGCAAUGGUUAGGGUUAGGUUAUGUUUAUGGUUUGGGUAAGGACGUCCAAAGGAUCCCGGAUAGCAGCAGGCAGCCAACCGUUCCAGCAGCUCUCCCGCACAGAUGCGCGAGCCAACUUGUCAGUUGGUCUCAUUUCGGAGGGGAACGGAGCGGUUCGAUCCGAGCGGUAUGAGGAACCACUGACGGUGGAAACGAUGAUAAUCACGAAAUCUUCCCCGGACAGAAGGACUUAACCUGCAGUCCCACUGCUCACCCUUCCCGUUUUAUUUCCACCUCUAGAGAUACGGACCUAACGUUAGCGAAAUUUCUGUACCAUCUCCAUUGUAGACUAUCUCUCCCUUUGAUCUUUUUUUAAACCCCGUACAUUAAGGUUAGAGUGUCUUGACACGAUGUGGAAAACCGGGCUCCUUCUCCUCUUUUGGGGACUAUUAACAUCCAGUGAACUCCAGCAAGAAGCAACGGAGCCGGAGCCCCGAAAUCAACCACCGUCGGGAAAGUUGGAUUUUGGCUAUGUGCCCCAGGGAGAUUACAAAACCCUCGCCUAUUACGAACCUGGAGUAAUAGGGAUACUGUUCCACAUGGUGCACGCUUUUCUAUACGUCGUGCAGCCCAACCCUUUCCCUGAAGAUCUCGUCGUCAAAGUCGCCAAGGAUAAAUUUGGAGCCAUUCAGUCGGAGUAUCAGAAGCCAGAGAACAUUGUGCUGACGCUCCAGGCCAUCUACUAUGAGACAGGCUUCAUGGUGUGUGCCGUCCUCGGCCUGCUCUUCAUUGUCCUACUGCCCCUGGUUGGCCUCUUCUUCUGCCUGUGCCGCUGCUGCGAAAACUGUGGCGGCGAGAUGCACCAGCGCCAGCGGAAGAACGCUGACUGCCAGCGGGGCCUGCUCACCACACUGCUCUUCGCCACCUCGCUCAUCAUCACGGCUGGAGUACUGUGUGCGUAUGCAGCUAACCAGAACCUGAGCUCCCAGCUGGAAGGCAUGAAAAGACUGGUUAGCAGCAACCUGGAGGACCUGCAGACCUUUGCCAAUGAGACGCCAACGCAAAUUGAUUACCUAAUAGCACAAUACGCCACUGCCAAGUACACAGUCAUUUCUGACCUAGAUAAUGUGGGUCCUCUGCUUGGAGGGAAUAUUCAUGUGGAAUUGGGCACAGAGGUGCAUCCUGCACUGGACGGGGUGCUCCGUAUGGCUGGAGCCAUGCGGGAGACCAAGGAGGCCCUGGAGAACGUGAGUGUGUCUCUGGAGGUUCUCCAGGAGGCGACAGGGAAGCUCCACUUCAACCUGAGCCUGGUGCGCUCUAGCCUGAACAGAACCCUCAAUGAUCCGGGUUGCAGCGGCGAGGACUCGGAUGCCACCACCACCCAGCUCUGCCGCUCCAUCCACAGCUCCCUGGCACAGCUCCACGUCAGCGCCAACUUCACCCGGUUACCUGAUGUGAACAAUCAGCUGGAAAGUGUGAAUCAGGUGCUGAAAACGGACCUCAGCGAUAUCAUUCAAAAGGGCUUCUCCUCAUUCAAUGACACUCCAGGCAUGGUGAGUGACCAGAUGAGGGACGUAGUCGAGGGAGCCCGGGGCCUGUUGGACGUAAUCAGCACCAACAUCAGCAGCUUCUCCAAGGUGUUCCCUGUACACAGCUCUCUGGCCAACUUCACCAACUUCAUCAUUCACACACAGUCCAAGAUAGAAGACUCGUACCCUGAGAUCGAUCAGAUAGACUUCUACAGGUGGAUUUGCUGUACUGGCCUCUGCUGCAUGGUGGUUCUCAUCCUGGCCUUCAACUUCCUGGCCAUACUGUGUGGCACCAUGGGAUAUGACAAGCACGCCUCCCCCACCACACGGGGCUGUGUCUCCAACACCGGCGGCACCCUUCUCAUGGCCGGUGUGGGUUUCAGCUUCCUCUUUUCUUGGAUACUGAUGGGAGUGGUGACCGCCACCUUCCUGGUCGGAGGCAACGUGGAGAAGCUGGUCUGUGAACCCUUCCACACCAAGGAGCUCUUCAAGGUUUUGGACACUCCUCACCUGGUGAACCCUGAGUGGAGGAACUUCAUCCCAGGGUAUAUGUACAACGACUCAGACCUGGAUCUGACAGUGGAGAAUUUCUACAGUAAUUGCAAAAAUAACAGAAGUCUCUACUCCGCCAUGCGCCUGGAUAAAGUCUUCAAUGUCACAACCUUGCUAAACUCCAGCCUGUACACCAAGGAAGUGGCGAAGAUGUUUGACAGUGUGAAGAUUGACCUGAGAGGUAUCGUCCUGCUGGAGUCUGAGGGGAAACAGAGCCUCAUUGACUUCUCUGAGACUGGCAUCGCGGAGAUCAACUAUGCAGCAUAUCUGGCGGAGGUCAACAAAGGGGUGACUCUGGUGGACUUACUGUCGUACGCCAAUGAGCUUGAGGCACAGACGGACCUUAUGCCCAAAGGGCCCCUCCAGACCUCUCUGAAGGGCCACACCAACAGUCUCCGUCAGAUCCACAGUCAGCUGGUCAUCCCUAUGGAGCAGGCCAUGAGUACGCUGAAUCAGAGCAUCAGACUACUCGAAAGGACUGCCUCAGAUCUGCCGAACAAAAUCACUGAUGUGCUGAAGACCAUCGAAGCGGCCCAGUAUCUCAUCUCCCAGAAUGCAACACAUGUCGCCAUCCAGGAAACAGAAAAGUACAAGCAAACCAUUGUUGGUUACUUCAGGCAAUACAUAGAGUGGGUCAGGACCUCCCUGACCAUGGAGGUAGCAGCCUGCAAACCCUUCAGCAACAUUGUGGACACAGUGGAGAUCGUAGCCUGCAGCUUCUUGGUCGACUCGUUGAACACAUUCUGGUUUGGCCUAGGCUGCUGCGCCCUGUUCCUCCUUCCUAGCAUCAUCCUGUCAGUAAAACUGGCAAAGUUUUACCGUAGAAUGGACACAGAGGAUGUUUACGAUGAUUCAUCUGUUUCUGGAACUUGGCAUUUUACUUUGUGAUAACCAUUCCUACUAUUUCCAUAUUCUUCAUCCUUAUUUUUCAUUUAAUUUCUCUCUGUCAAGCACUUUGCACUGUAAGAAAACAAACAGCGUAUUAAGAGUUGUGGAAUGCUAUUCAUGUCGUUUUAUGCAUCCUUCAGUCGCCCUCGCCUCGCCCAGGCACUUACAGUAGUGAAUUAAUGCCAUAGACAAGUCACCAAGUGUCUUGAUCAAUGACGUGUAUCGAUGUCACCUGAUCAGUACUAUUGUGCCCAAAACCUUCUAGUGCAUUUCAUUAACAUUUUUGCUUUUUUGUAUCUUUGUAGCAUUGAGACAAUUCCCAUGAAAACGUAAGAUUCAUUUUACCCAUUUUACCUCUCCUUUCUCCUUCCAGUAUAUCUCAUUGGUACAUCUGUGCUUUUCUGUUGAUUUUGUACAUAGAUCUCAUGGUGCUGGUUUUACAUUUUUAGCUAUGAAAUGCAUCUCUUGGUGGAUCAUUUUGGAUUUCCUUUGUGUGCUAUCUUGAAGAAAUUACCCUUGUUGAUCAUUAAGGGCUCUUACAACCACUAUCUUACAAAAGCAAAAUUCCACCUCUGUUUUUGUAAGUUAAGAUGUAAGAUAAAAUGCUGUGGUUUAUACGUUCACAACUUUCUAUAUGGAAACAUUUGUCUAGAAUCCUAUUCCUAUUUAGAGAAAAGCCUUUUAUUGCCGAGGGUUGAUAGCAUGCCAUGUCUCUUACCUCAUGUUUUUUUUUAUGCAAUGUUUUGUUUCAGUAUGGAAAUUGGUAAUAAUGGUUAUCAUAAUGAGUGUUUACAAGGUAUCCAAAACCCUGUAAUGACAAGGUAAACUAAAUAUAAAGCAGGCCUACGGAAAUAAUCAAUUUGCAUGGCAUGUUUCAGGGAGGGAUGGGGGCAGGGGCGGCAUGUUGGCCUGGGGGCAGUCAGUCACUCAGUGAGAUGGUUAAAUAAGGUGGAUGGGACACUGCAUGUCCUAGGGGUUUGGCUAGCCCCUCAGACACAUCUGGAGGUCAGCUGGACUCUCUGCUUUGUUGCGGAUCCAGCAUUGGGAGGUUGUGAGCAAGGUAGCUAGGCCACUGUUUACGGCUUGUGUGUUUUGGGUUCGGCAUGACCUUUGGAGCAUUACUAACUUACCCACUGCAUGCUCUGUGCACUUGAUCAAGUGACAUAAAAUUCCCUGCAUGUCUUGUCUUCUUUAGAAUUGGGAAAACUGCUGUGAAUGUACAUGUGAUCCUUUUGCUCAAAGAGAGGCUAAAAGAGAGGCAAGCAUGUCUGCUUUGGUGUGGUACUGAGACAACUGCUCAUGUGACUAACUUCUUCUAACAACCUCUAACGGCAUGGUUUUCAUUGAAAUGUACAAAAGACAUCUCUGGAUAGCCAACAUGUUUAAACUAUAACAGUGUCCAGACACAGAGAGCAUCUCCACAGAAUGACUGAAAGGGGAAAAGAACAAUAACCAACCUGCCACCUAGGGUUUGUCAUAUUACAACCAACCCAAUAAUCAGCAGUUCACCAUGGUUGGCUUGUCUUAUUACAACCGACCCAAUAAUCAGCAAUUCACCAUGUUUGGCUUGUCUUAUUACAACCAACUCAAUAAUCACCAAUUCACCAUGGUUGUCUUGUCUUAUUACAACCGACCCAAUAAUCAGCAAUUCACCAUGUUUGGCUUGUCUUAUUACAACCAACUCAAUAAUCACCAAUUCACCAUGGAUGUCUUGUCUUAUUACAAUUGACCCAUUAAUCAGCAAUUCACCAUGGUUGUCUUGUCUUAUUACAACCGACCCAUUAAUCAGCAAUUCACCAUGGUUGGCUUGUCUCAAAGUCAAUAGACAUUUUUUGGAUAGAGUGGUUAUUAUUCCUCCAGUUCAGUGCACAUGCAGCAUGUGUAUGGUGACUGCAUGCAUCAUGCCAUCCCUGGUUGGCCUCAAGCCCUCAGCAAGUGUCAAUGGAGUGGUUCUGCUUUCUGUGUCUUGGGAAAUGCCUGCCCCGUUGCUCUCGUCAAGUGAAGGACCUGGAAGCGAGAGGCAGGGUCUUACAAAAUGGUCGACCCUCAAAUGUUCCCUGUUCCUGCCAUUGAUGUUGUCCCCCAUCUCUGUACCCCUGUGCCUCUAGCAUCCCUGCCUAUGACACUAUGACUAGGUUCCCAAGGGCUUCAGCUCCCCCUAGGCAUAUCGACUGGUGAGAGAAGGCCAGGCUUUUUGACCGGCUCCAGAAAGGGUCAUCGGAAACUGGAACUGAAACACUAGAUUGACCCCAUCCACUUCCCACCCCUUGAACAAGACAAAGCUCAGAAAAUAUGUCCUUACUGGCAGAAGAAGCCCCUAACAAGAAGCUGAUGUCUUUUGUAUGUGUUCACCUGGCCCUCUCUUCCUCUAUCUCCAUGGAUCUAUUUACUGACAACAUCCUCCUGCCCAGUCACAACCUCUUCUGGAUAUCCAGUGUCCAAUAGGACCCCCUCAGACACUACACAAGGUGUUGUCAUCAACUCUUCCUUUGAUUUUCCCUGGGGAACAAUAAGGAAGGUGUACAUCUGAGACAGUGUCGGUUGACCUUCAUCCUUCACCACACACAUAUGUCUGUUGUGCCUGUGUUUACAUUAGUCUGAGCCGAGGCUGAGUUCAAACUGCAGACACAACAACAAUUCAGAGGGCUGUGUACUCUCAAACCUUUUGUACUUCUUCUGUGUUUUGUAAAAAGCAGCUGAAAAGGUAUUUUGAAGGUCAUGUAGAGCUGUUACAAGAACAUUUCCAUUUCUUGUCAUAGUUGAAUGAUGUUUUACUAACUGAUUGGGAGAGAUGUUUGAAACACAACCUCUGUGUGGAAAAAGACUUGAAGGUCGUGGAUCGUAGGCCUAUAUGUUUGUGCUUGAAUAAUAUAAGGACAAUUACAAAAUAGCAUGACUUUUGUAUGUUUGCAACAUUAGAAGACAGACAGAGGUUGUUAUGAUUGCUGAGGCAUACUGACAGAUGACUGUUAGACCUGUUUAACCAUAGAAUUUUGACUGAUGACCACCAUAUUUGUAAGAUAUGAGGAAAUAUCUCAUAUCAGUGCAUAACAGGUGGAAUAUCACAUGAACCUGAACAGAAAUGUCAGGAGACUAUAACAUUCCUUAGUUCGUUAAUUUAUUAACAAUAAUGCAAAGUAUCAUGUAGAGUAAACUAACACGGCAUGUUAAUCAAGAUAUUUUUUGGGCUAUUGUAGUGGUCAAACCUUAAAGUGGAGAACUGCUAUUUGAAGCCAAAUUCUAUUCUUACUGUAGGUCUCAGGUCUUUAGUUGUUUAACAGUUAUGCAUAGUAUAUUGUUUCAAUAUUAUACUUUUUUUAUCCCACAAUAGCUAUUGGUACCUAUGGAACUACAGAAGGGUAAAUGUAUUGAAGAGUUGUUUGUAUAUAAGAGAUGUAUUGCUUAAAGUGAACGAUGACACCCGGAUGGAUUAUGCUGAAAAACAUUAACGUGCUGUACAUGCCACCCCGAUAAUAUCACCCAUCUGUUCUCACUUUCUUUACAGGUUAUGUUCCUUCUCCACCACUGUCUGCUUCGUAAAGAUGGGGGUCAUUAGCCUACUUAACUACCAUGUGCUGUCAAUCAAAUGGCAUUAAGCCAGUAGAGGUUUGUUGAUGAGAGGAGUGAGGACUUCUUAAUGGUUUGCAUAACUGAUCUUGCCCAUUGCGUCUCGGACAGAAGCUUCACUUCCCAAUAACUAUUACUUAAGUACAUGCCUGCAGACUGCUACCUGUGUAUGCUUAUUACAUCACACGCUAUUUUACUGAGUGCUUAAGACAGACAUUUUGUAUGCACCAUCUGGUUAGAUAGUGGGUGCAAUGUUUACUGGUUGUUUUAAGGGUAAAACGGUAAUGUUGGCACUGCUGGUGCCCAUUGGAAAUGAGUGCCCAUGAUGAAAAUCUGAAAGUGUAUAAAUUGUGAAUAAAACAUUCCAUUUCAUUCUUGUA